Molecule: messenger RNA, 450 nt
Organism: Caenorhabditis bovis
Lineage: Eukaryota; Metazoa; Nematoda; Chromadorea; Rhabditida; Rhabditidae
Source: the annotation of a GenBank genome assembly
AUGAAUAUUCUUUUUGUAGCAUCGAUUGUUUUCGCCUCGUUUAUGGUGACAGUUGUCGCAGAAAGAGCACCGUGCGAAGUUGCUCUCGAACAACUCGCCGACUUUGUGAACUCGGGAAAUUUUGAGAAAGCCAUCGGAUUGUUCGCCGCCAAUGCUCAUGCGCGAUUCUGCGACGACGAAGUGAGCAUAGACGGAAUUCGAGAGGUUCUCAAGGAGUCUGUAACCGGAUUAUACCAUUUGACGACUCUCCCUCUUGACAUUGAUCCUUCAGGUCAAAACCUAACAUACAAAGGUGUCGACAUCUACAACAACGACGACAUCAAAUACUAUUAUGGAGACCUGCGCGUACGAGUUAAUGACGAGUUGAAACUCGAAAUAAUUGAAAUGCACGAAUCUUGCCCUUAUGACGUCAAAGAAUAUCUUCGCAAAAACAAUGUGAAUCCAGUUUAA